Molecule: messenger RNA, 540 nt
Organism: Theileria orientalis strain Shintoku
Lineage: Eukaryota; Apicomplexa; Aconoidasida; Piroplasmida; Theileriidae
Exons: 4
Coding region: 1-540 (179 amino acids)
Source: RefSeq, a predicted model, not a curated record
AUGUCAAAGGGACUGAGGUCGAAAGCUCUUCGGAGAUAUAGAACUGCGAAAAGGCACGUGAUAGAAGAAGUUCUGGAACUGCCGAGAACAAUUGAGUCUUACAGGAAGAUGAAGAUGAUACAGCGAGGCCACGACAUAAAGCCGGUACGGAAGUUAAACAAGUUCCUGUACCCAGAGGAGGAAAACGCGGAGUUUCCGCAGUCGGUACCGAAGCCGCCGUUGGACCUGAGGUCGGAAAGGGUGCCGCUGUCAGGCCUCGCGGGACCCCGGGGAAGGAGGAAGUUCGACGCGCAGGAGCUGGCCGAGUCGCGAAUAGUGCUCAAGGCCGACAGGAACACGAGGCAGCUGGCGAGGUCGUUCAUGGACGUGGAGGACGGGCAGUUUGCAGUGCAGAGCACCGCGAGAGUGGGCCACUACAAGGCGGGGAGGGCGAAGAAGUACGCUGCGAACAAGCUGAGCAAGAUCGCAGCGGCGAGGACCGCGACUAAGAGUAAGAGGGAUGCCGCGGCCGCGCCCAAGGGUAAAGCGAAGAGGCGCUAG